AUGAGUUCCCAUACAAACUUCUCCAAACUUUGCGAUAUCAAUGACGCUUCUUACUUGUAUCCUGAAAACGUGUUCGCCAGCAUUGCCAGGGCUGAACCUGAAGACAUUGGCUCCCUAUUUAGUUCCUCGAUGAGUUCUCCAGAAUCUUACUCACCUUGGCUUUUAAGUAGCCUUGCUCCUCUUGAACAGCAAGCAUCUAAUGAAAGCUGAGGUGAAUCCCAAUCCAAUUAUUUCAGUAGAUACCUAAGGAAAAUUGUAAAUGGUCAAGAGUCUGAAUGUGCUUUUGAAGACGAUCUUAAACUUGGUCAAGCAAUUCCAACUCGGAAAAUUUCGAUAAAGGAUCUAACGAGUUCUAACAGAAGAGAUGUUGCAUAUAAAUCAGCGAUCAGACUUCUCAGGAAGUUUUAUAGAGAUCUCUUUAAAACUCAAAAUCCAGAAAUUGUCCAGAAGACCUACCUCAAGUGCACUCUCCAAGAGGUUUAUGAGAGGGUUCAUGCCAUGCUGGCUGAAUUGAUUCCUCUAGAAAGUUUUACUGAAGAUCUCAUUUACUAUACCAUCGGAAUCAUUGGGAUCAAGAAAGCUCCUGAACUGACAUGUCGUUUAGACAUCAAGAAUCAGGUUACUGCCUUCCAAAGAUGCACAAGACAAUUCUCCAGAAUCAGAUUUGAAAAUGCCCUCGAGUCAGAGAACCUGAGAACUCUAGCAUGGUGCUUGAUCCAAGAGCUAAAUGACCCUAGAGUAGAUAUCUUUAUUGAAGAGUUGAGUUAAAUAAUGAUACGGUAUACUAAACCGUAAGGCUGACCUUAAUUCCAGCAUCUCACGAUUAAGUUUUAUUAAACUUC
This is a messenger RNA of Moneuplotes crassus, 842 nucleotides long. The record is from the annotation of a GenBank genome assembly. Lineage: Eukaryota; Ciliophora; Spirotrichea; Euplotida; Euplotidae.